CAGCCUAUUUUCCCAUUCUUCUUAAAAUGCACUUAAAAAACUGAAACUUUGAACUUUCAGUUUUCGAAAGUCUUUCCCUUUGCCUCUCUGAUUUUUCCCUCGCCAAAUGAAGCUGACGGAUAGAACCGCCGCCAUCUCUUCCACCGUUAAGUUUGAAUUCUUUAAAUGACGAAACAAACUUUCCUUUUCCUUGUCGCCGUUAGUUUCCUUAACGUUUUCUCGUUCCCGUCGUUAACUAAUGCAUUGGGUUCCGGCUCUACACUCGCCGUCGUAUACGGCACCGCCACCGUUUGUGCCAUCGUAGCCGCGGAGCCGAAUCAGCGUAUUAUCUGCUACCGUGCCGGUGGUGGUUUCUCCUCCUCCCCUGCUGUCAUCUCAAUCUCCCCUAACGUCUCUUACUCAGCCGUCGCCGGUGGGCGAACUAACUUUUGCGCAAUCCGGUCCGGCGGUUACAGCCUUCUCUGUUGGGAUACGACCAUCCGGUCUUUACCCAGUAAACGCCUUUACAAUAACGACACCGUACUCCUUCAAUCCCUCUCCGUCGGCGACGAACGGAUUUGCGCUACAGCGAUGAACAAUACACCGCCGGUAACCUGUUGGAGAACGGAGAACAAUACUGAAGAGUUACCCAAUAGUAAUCUCACAAUGGGUAAAGUCACAUCCGGAUUCGGGUUUUCAUGUGGGAUCGUACUGAGUCAAAACAGACAAGUAACCUGUUGGGGAAGUAACUCAGUGGCGGCAGCCAGAGUUAAUCAAUUCGGGAACAUGUCAAUGGAGAACAUCGAAGCUGGGGCAAACCAUGUUUGUGGGGUUAACUCAGAAGGUGAGUUGGUUUGCAGAGGAGAUAACUCAACGGGUCAACUCGAUGUUCCUUCAAACAAAGGGUUGAACUUUGCUUCAGGGUUAGCUCUGGGUGAUGGGUUUAGCUGUGGGAUUCGGAGAUCAAAUGGGACAGUUGUUUGUUGGGGUUCUAUGAAUGAAACUGCCAUUGAAGGGAUUCAAUUUGAAUCCAUUGUUGCUGGUGUGAAUUUCACUUGUGGGUUAACAACAAGGAAUUUUUCAAUAAUUUGUUGGGGGCCUGGUUGGCCUGAGUUGAAUCAGUCGAGUUCAAAUUCCUCCAUUAAUGAGUUACCUUUGGGAGCUGAGAUUUUACCAGGUCCUUGCACUGAUUCUUCUUGUAAUGAGUGUGGGUCAUAUCCUCUAUCAAAUAGGCUUUGUUUUGGUUCUCGUAACAUUUGUAGACCAUCACCCUGUUUUAACUUCACCAACCCGUCACCGUCGCCUUCAUCUCCACCGCCGCCGGAGGUUUCACGGCGGUCGACGACGUCUAGAGGGUUGAGGAGAGGGUUAUUGGCUUUUGCAAUAGUUGGAUCAAUUGGAGGUUUUAUGGGGAUUUGUACUAUUGCUUAUUGUUUAUGGACUGGUGUUUGUUUUGGGAAAAAGAAGGUACAUAAUUCGGUCCAGCCAACAAUUACUCGAGCCGGUUCGAACAGCGGUCCGGGUUCGAACAGCGGUCCGCCGUCAAGGUCAUUGACGAUCAGACGACAAGGUUCGAGAUCGAUGAAGCGACAGAGAAGCGGGACAUCAUCAUCAAAACAUGCUGACAGAGCUGAGGAAUUCAGCUUAGUCGAGCUCGCGGCAGCUACCAAUAAUUUUGCCCUUGAAAACAAGAUCGGAGCCGGCAGCUUCGGCAUCGUUUACCGAGGGAAAUUGUUCGACAGUCGUGAAGUGGCGAUCAAACGAGGCGAAACGGGUCAAAAGACAAAGAAAUUCCAAGAGAAAGAGACCGCAUUCGAAUCGGAGUUAGCAUUUUUAUCCCGGCUCCAUCACAAGCAUUUGGUUAGGCUUGUAGGGUAUUGCCAAGAGAGGGACGAAAGGCUUUUAGUUUACGAAUACAUGAAGAACGGCGCACUUUAUAACCAUUUACACGAUAAAGACAACGUCGAAAAAUCGAGUAGUUUGUUGAAUUCAUGGAAAAUGCGGAUCAAAAUCGCGUUAGAUGCGGCUCGAGGGAUCGAAUACCUUCACUAUUACGCGGUUCCGACAAUAAUCCAUAGAGAUAUCAAGUCUUCCAACAUAUUGCUUGAUGAGCAUUGGACCGCAAGGGUUUCGGAUUUCGGACUUUCAUUAAUGGGACCGGAAUCCAAUAAAGAUUACCGGCCGAUGAAAGCAGUGGGAACAGUGGGUUACAUCGACCCGGAGUACUACGGCCUAAAUGUACUAACAACAAAAAGCGACGUUUACGGGCUUGGAGUAGUAAUGUUAGAGCUUCUAACAGGUAAAAGAGCUAUAUUCAAGAAUGAUGAAAAUGAAGGGACACCAAUAAGCUUAGUCGAUUUCGCGGUGCCGGCGAUUAUGGCGGGCGAAUUGGGUAAGGUUUUGGAUGUUAGAGUCGGACCGCCAGAGAUAAACGAAAGCGAAGCAGUGGAGCUAAUGGCGUAUACUGCAAUGCAUUGUGUGAAUUUAGAAGGGAAAGAGAGACCAACAAUUGGUGACAUUGUUUCUAAUUUGGAAAGGGCAGUGACUGUCUGUAAUGGUAGUCACUAUGAUAGCAUCUCUAGUAGUGGAUUCUCCAUUGUUUCAGAGUGAAAAUUUUUCAAAAAAAAAAAAACACCCAAAGAAAAAAAAGUAAUUUUUUAUUAUAUUUUAAAGAUUUUAUAUUAUCUAACAUUGAGUUGAAGUGAACACUUUUGACAGCAAUGGGAAAUUGAUUGCCUCACAA
Molecule: messenger RNA, 2722 nt
Organism: Gossypium raimondii (Peruvian cotton)
Lineage: Eukaryota; Viridiplantae; Streptophyta; Magnoliopsida; Malvales; Malvaceae
Product: putative serine/threonine-protein kinase-like protein CCR3
Exons: 1
Coding region: 166-2589 (807 amino acids)
Biological process (GO): protein phosphorylation
Molecular function (GO): protein serine/threonine kinase activity; ATP binding
Source: RefSeq, a predicted model, not a curated record